AUGAUGUCCUUGUGCCAGGUCUGCAGCAGCCAACCUUUUAAAUACCGUUGCCCUGCUUGUGACCUUCAGAGUUGUUCUUUAAAUUGCUCACAAGCACACAAGCCAAAUUGCAACCCAAGACCAGUGCAGUCACUCCAAACAAAUUACGCCCAGAAUGAAAUUUCUACUGCGGGAUCAGUUGGCGAAACAAGAGAGAUAAGCCAGGACAGUGGUGAGCUACAGGAAUUGUUCAACCAGCAUCCAACCCUACGUUCUCGUCUACGUGAUAUUCAUAGAAUCACUCUCGAGGAAGAAUGGAUAGAGAUGGGACGUUCGAUCCAAAGUCGCAGUCGCGGCCGCGGUAGAGAUGGAUAUGGGCAAAGGCCAAUGAAUAGGGGCCCGUGGACUAUCGAAAAAGGGUUCAAAAGAGGCCUGGGACGAGUUCGGAAAUGGAGAGAAAGCUGUGAAGCUGGUUCUGGGGGCGCUGAUGGAGCGGCAUUUAUGAGAUUUAUUGCUUUGGUAUUAGGCGAGGAUGGAGCACAGCCGAACCGCCAUCAGACAGGAGACUUCACAUGA
Coccidioides posadasii C735 delta SOWgp is the source of this 555-nucleotide messenger RNA. RefSeq lists its product as uncharacterized. The record is from RefSeq and is a predicted model, not a curated record. Lineage: Eukaryota; Fungi; Ascomycota; Eurotiomycetes; Onygenales; Onygenaceae.